GCCACUCUACUAUAUGAGUAUAAACUAUAAUUAUAUCAUUUCACAGUCUUUUUUAAUGAUUUUCAGCUUUACUAAUUUAAUGUGCAUCUGCUUCGACUGACCAUUUUUAGUUUACAAGUUUCAAGUCGCCUGAACAAUUGUUUCCCUCUGAUUCUCUCAGUGUGGUAAAAGGCGGGCACGUGGACUUGUGAUCGAUGAUGGAGAUCGCGUCCAGACUCCAGAGUGUUAUUUGCUAUCCACGAAAACCUUAAACCAUCGCGAAUCCGAGUUACGAUUUAGAUCUGCAGUACUGUACUGGCUCCGUGGCUCGUAUAAAUCGGUGGUCCAUUUCUGAAUUCUAGCAAGUAUCGACAUCCUGUGGGAUUUCUCGGAUGAACGCCUGAGAUUGCUUUCUUCGGCUAGCCUCUGUGUGUAUUUUUGACUUGGAGUGGAUAAUUUUAAAUUCAAGGCUUCCCGGUACGGCUGCGGCGUUUGCUUCUGCUUGUGCUUGUUAUGGGAGUUAUCCAAGCAUUCAAAGUUAUCGUUUGUGUCAAAUAUUGUGUGGAUAAUCAAUUUGAUGCCCUUACUUAUUCGGAAUAUUUGAAAAUGAGGCUUGAGUAUGAGUGUUCGUGAAGGAAAGCGCCGGCUGCGUGCGCGGGAAGAAAGACGGAAAACCAACCCGGGAUUGACGGAAAUGGCGGAUGAUGUGGUCAAGGACAUCAUUAAGGGGCGCACAGAUGAACAAGAAAGAGUACAGCAGAAAGUUUUUGCGGAAUGGAUAAAUUCGCGUUUUUCUAAGGGUGGAAGCCCAGUCCGCAUUAAUGAUUUGUUCCAUGACUUGCGGACGGGAAUCACUUUGGCAGCGUUAACGGAGAUUUUAACGGGGAUUAAAGUUCCCGUGGAAAAAGGACGAACUCGAUUACAUCACGUCUGUAAUAUUGCGAAAGCCUUGGAAAUUCUGGAGCAGAAUGAGAUCAAGAUAAGCAAUCUUAACGUGUCGGCGGAUGAUAUUGCGGAUGGUAAUACAAAGCUGACCUUGUCAUUAACGUGGGCAGUCAUCCAGCAGUUUUACGUGAAACGGCUCAGUGGAGCAGUUGCUGAUUUGCGAAUAAGUAAUUUGGAAAAAACACUACUUUGUUGGUGUCAGCUCGCUACGAAAGGAUAUCAGCACGUAGAUGUGAGAAAUCUGUCGACCAGUUGGAGUGAUGGUCUAGCAUUUAAUGCCUUAAUCCAUAAGUACAGGGACCAUCUGUUCGAUUACUCCGCUCUGCUCAAUAAUACCGCGGAGGCUAAUCUUGCUCAUGCCUUCGGGAUUGCUAAGGAGCAUCUGGGUGUUAGUCCGCUUUUGGAUCCGGAAGAUUUGAUCCAAGGAACGCCUGACCAAAAAAGCAUUGUUACGUAUUUGUUGUGCCUUCUGGAAGUUCUGCCGCAGGAAACAAUGGAAGCGAAAGUGGUAGCCGCCAUUUCAGAAUUGGAUAGCAAUAUGAGCAAUGGCGACAAGCCUGCCUGGGAUGCCUCUGCAUACCAAUUAUCCAUCGAAAAUAUGCUAACCUGGAUGCUGUCAGUGGAGGAAAAACUUGAUCGGUGCGAAUUGGCCGAUAAUUUGCCGGAAAUACGGAAGCUGUGGGAUGAACAUGAAGUUCUUCUUUCUGAACUUGUAAUGCAAGAACACAGUCUCCGACACAUUCUGGAUCAUUCGGCACGAUUACUCCAGAAUCCGAAGUUGCCGGCUAAACGAGUUGCCGAUGUCGAAAACGAUAUUUCUGUGUUGACAGAAAAAUGGGAAAACGUACAGAUCAAGUCAAGCGAACGGACAAAAUUAUUGCAAAAAAUGAUCACAAUUUUGCAAGAAGAGCACUUGAAAAACGUUGAUAUUUGGUUGUCCGAUGCCGAAAAACGAAUGGAAUCCCUCAAAUCUAAUGCGAACAGCAUCGAAAGUAUGGAUGCCCAGUUACGGGAAUUAUCUAAACUGCAGGAUGAUCUGGAAAAGCAGUUGCCGGCGAUGAACGAAUUAUUGACCGUUGUGGUUAUUGGACUGAAUAGUGAUGACAAUGGUGCUCAGUCGCAGUUGGACGACUUCCGUCAACGUUGGGAAACCAUUUGUCGCUGGAGCGAGAGUCAAUGGUCCAUAGUGCGACGCAUUCGAACAUAUUAUGAGGAUUUCUUCAAAUUAUGCAAUGAGUGUGGCGAAUGGAUCACAAAUCGCAUUGAACUGCUCCAGGGUCUGCCUAGUGUGGCCGGUGAUCGAUUGGACUGGGUACAGCGGAAUGUGGAUCUGCUGCGCGAGAUGCAUGAUCAGAUGCUAGAUUAUCAGGAGCGGAUACAGACUCUUCAAGAGCGGUCCGAUGAAUUAGUGACGUAUUUCACUCCUCAGUCAUCCACGGGAAUGCAAGUCAGGCGACGUGAAGAGAAAAUCUGCUCAGAAUGGAACCACUUGGUGGAUUUACUGGAAUUUUGGACAUCCGAUAAAAAUAUGCACUUUGAUAAAAGUGAUGUUCUACGGACUUCGAAAAUACGCCACUCCAAAAGAUUUUCGGAUACGGUUGAUUCCAGCUUUUCGCCUCCUGCUUCGGACGAUAACGAGCAACCGCGGACCAAGAAAGCAAAACAGGAAGAAAUGGACGAGGGUUUAAUGGAGAAUUGCAAUGCACUAGUGGAGUGGUUGAAUGAAAAAGAGAGUACCCUAUCGUCAGUGCAGGCCUCGGCUGGCAGUUCUCCAGAUAUUGCCUUGAUUAAUCAGAUCAAAGACGAAAUGCACAACAGGGAAGCGGAAUACAAAAGCCUGAAAAUGUUGGGAGAGGACAUUAUUACCGAAAAGCACGCAGCGGGAGCAUCAUGCCAGAGUAUUGAAGAUAAACUAAACCAGUUGGCCGCUUUGUGGAUGAAACUCAACUGGAUAAUCGAAAACAAAAGUUCCACGGCCUUGUCCAUCGAUCAAGAUUUGGAAAUACUUCACAAUAAUAUGGCUGUUUUAAAAGACGUUCUGAUAAGCUGUCAGAAGACUGUGGAAAGAAUUGGAGGCGGAAAAGAUGUACCUGUACAGGUGAUGAAUCAGAAUGUGGAUGACUGCAAAGAUCGUUUACAUUUGAUGGAAAUCAAUCAGCCAAGGUUUAGACAAACCGCAUUAUUGGCAAAGCGGUUGGCCAUGGACGAUAUAUCUGAUAAAAAGAUUACCACAUCAGCAUGGGAUGAUUUUAACGAGCAGUGGCACAAAACAAAUGAUGAACUUAAUGGUUUGGUGCGAGAAUUAUCAGUCAUGAAGGAAAAUCAACCGGUGAAAGAGGUGUUAAAUGAUCUGAAAAAUCUUCAAAUGUGGACAAGUGAAAUUCACCAGAUGCUCAUGGAUGAACCUCCUGUCCGCAUGACUUUUUUGGAUAAGAUGGAGGGAAGUUUGCGACAUUAUAAUGAAGUGGAACAGUCGUUAGCUGAACGACAAGAAGUUUUGGAACGAAUUAACGCUCCUCCCAAACAGUUAGCGGAGAAACUAGUUGGAACAAAUUUUCAGUUGGACCUAGUCGAUUUAAAUUCCAAAUGGAAGGACAUACGACAGUAUUUGCAGUACAAUAUGAACGAGCUUAUGAAAUGGGUGGAAGAGCUGCGAGCAUUUCAGAUCGACAUGGAUGGAUUGAAACAGUGGAUGGUGGAUGUGGACACGUUCCUUAACAUUGACAUUGAAUCUGUUGAGGAUAACAAAACCUUCAUGCAGGUUCAGGAGCAGUUUCAGGGCCUGGAAGAAGAUAUAAAUGUCCUGCGACCCACCGUUGAUAAGCUGAUGGACACUGGUCGAUCUUUUCUUCGCAAUAACCAAAAAGAGUUCGUUGAAUGCAUUGAAAAAUGCCUCAAAGAGAUGGAAAGUCAGUGGACUUCUGUGCAUACCCGAGCGGCUCGGCAGCUGCAAACGGUAGCCGCCGUCUCAGCAGCGAGAAAGAAGAAUAUGACAGAAUUGCAAAGAGACAUGCAGGAAUUAGAGGAAAUUAGGCAUCGUGUGCCAGACGAUUCUAAUAUCAUGACACUGGAGGCCUUUGAAAAGGCUAUUGAAUCUGUCCAGGAAAUCAAAGCAAUCUUGGAAAGUAAAUUGAAUGAUGUGCGCGACAAGAAUGGCGCCGGAUCACCCAAUAACAGCCAAGACGACGAUGCGUUGCAUAGAUAUGAUUUAAAUUUACAAGAUUGUUUGGAGACAACAAAGAACCGAGAAGCCCAUUUCGCCAGUAUAUCUGAAAAAUGGCGUACAUUUUCUGAAAUGCUUACGGAACAUCAUUCCUGGAUGGAUAAGCUGGAGUCACUUAUUGUGAAAUUGGAGACUUGUGAUGAUGAAAAGUUGCGCAGAGAGCAACAAAUGGCAUUGCUUGAGUUCAUGAAAACACAGAACGGGGAAAGCUACGCUACAGUAGCGGAAAUCGCUGAGGAAUUUGAUCAUCGAAGAAUUUUGUCACCGCUGGUUAAGGCUGAUUUGGAAAAGCUGAGGCAAAGACUAAGCAAACUGCUCAAACGUGCGCAGGAACAACAGAGCGUGCUUGUGGACUCCCAAUCACGCUACAGUCUGUUUAGCGAUACCGGCAGUGAAAGCGGUGCCGUUCAGUCUCCGUUCAGCGAGGGUCUGGAACGAGUUUCACAUCUGCUUAACGAAUUACGCGAUAAGUUACCAGCAACCGAGCUGAAAGUCUUCGACUCUGGCGUCAUCGCCGAGCAGCUACAUGAUUGCGUGCAAAUGUACGAGAAGUUGAAGCAGAUCAAGGGUGAAGUUGAAGCAUUGAUAAGACAAGGCCAUGCGAUUGUUGAAGCUGAUCCUACAUUGCCGGAAAGCGAAAGUCUUAGUCAGCGGUUGGACAGUAUCAAAACACAGUACAACCAGUUGGGAGCGCAGGUAACUGCUACCAAAGCGGAACUGGAUAAUGUCGUUCGACUGGUGACGAAAGCGGAAAAGGAACUGGACACCUGGAGAAUUAGCAUGGAUGAGAUUGACCAGGCCCUUGCGGAAUUAGCCGAAUUGGCUGGCGUGGAAGAAUUCGACGACACUUUAGCGGAUAUUAAAAGCAGCGUCGCCCACCAGGAAGAAACACUGUCAUCGUUGCGGAACAUGAGACAGCGCAUGCGUGAAAUCGCCAUGAAGCCAACAAUCCCGGGUUUCGAUCCUAAAUAUUCACAACAUAGCCAAAGAUGGUUGGCGAUCCAGAACCGUGUGAAAACGGCCAAAUUACAGCAGGUUGUGCCGCAUAAAAUCUCUACUCCCUCAGUGGAGGUGCCAUCGAGAGAGGGUCAAACUGAAAGGGUCAUUGUGAAGGAGGAAGUGAUAAAAACAGUUGUUACUAGCACCACUGCCGUUGCGAGUGAAAGGCCGAACUUGUACCGCCAGCCUACCAACAAGUCAUCGCCUCCUCCGCUUAACCUUGGGAUCACACAUUUGAAGGAGUAUCAGCGGUCGCUGCAGCAAAAAAUUAAUGCCGCACACGAACGGGUUGUUUUAACUAAUGUCGAAGGUAAAAAGGCAACUGGCAGACACGCUGAGGAAUUGAAUACGGAAAUCGCCAAUUUGCAACAGCGUCUUGAGAAUUCGCGCCAAGCAGAAAAUGCAAUGCGCAAAUUUGACACAUUCUGUGUGAGCUGCGAAGAGAAACUACUCACUCUGCUCCGUAUGCCACCGGCUUCAGCAGCGGAAGUGAAAGUGAGAGCGUCCGAUCUGGAGGCAGUAAAGCAUGAAGUGAUGGUUAACCAAGCCGUCUAUAAGGAUGUUGUGAGUUGCGUGGACGCGGCUGUCACCAACAGUCGGGAUGCAAAUGAUACUAAUCAACUGGAACUGGUGAAAGUCGCCAUCAAUAAUCGUUGGACGGAUAUACAAGAGAAACUAAAAUCCAGCGGAAAGGAUCUCUCGUCGGUAUUGUUGCUUUAUGAAUCUUUGGAGAACGAACUGCGACCCUGGCUUGAAAAAACAGAAACUCUAGCGGCAAACGAUAAAUUUUCAGAUACGGAACGGCAGACGAUGCUGAUUGACGAGAAAGCCAACAAGCUUGCCACGUACAACAUGAUCCUGGAUUUGGGCAAUAACGUUUUGAAUAAUGUUUACAAAUCACCAAAUGCUGAACCAUUGCGUGGUCAGCUGGAUGAUGUUAAACAUCGUUGGAAUAGGCUGGGCGGAAGGAUGAAAGACAUAAGCAGCGCAUCCCCUCGUAACGGCUUGGAAGAAUCGUUUGAUGAAGCCGCUAUCAUGGCCCUUCUGACGGAGCACUGGAACUGGGUGAAGCGCAAACAAGAAGAAUUGUCCACUCUGCAGCCGUCCGGGGAUCGUAUACUGUUGCAGCGUUUGCACGACUUCCAUCAACUCUUCCGUGCCCAACUGGAAGCCAAGCGGCCAGAAAUCGAGGCCGCCCUGAGUAAAGGCCGCGCACUGGAGCAGCGACUUCAGUCCCCCACGUCUAAACCGCUUUCCGCUCAGUCGACGACUGUGUCCAUGGAACAGCUGAACCGGAAAAUGGAAGAGCUGUCAGCUAGUUGGCGUACCAUCUUUUUGCAGUCGGACGCGCUGCAACAGGAAACGGAAGUGUUAACUGGCGAGUUGGAUAACUUGUUGAAGCUAUGUGAGACGGUUCGACCAAAACUUGAUGACCUGGAACGGGAAAGCAAUAAAUGGGAGUCGACUGACGAAGUUAAUCUAGAAGAUCUGAAUAAAAGACUGGAAGAAGCAAAGAAGUUUAAAGUGAAGAUUGAUGCGCAAAAUCCGAAGCUGGAGGAGAUAACUUCCUUGGCGGCUAGAAUUCAACGUACUCCGGGUUCAUUGUCUGAGGAGGUUGUGCGAUCAGUCGAAAAGCUGAAUAAGCAUCAACACUCCUUGUCCGUCAAGAUUGAGGAGCGGCUCUCUCAGCUGGAAGGCGCAUUGGAAGACGUGUCUUCUUCCAGCAACCAGCAUAUCCUUGGCAGUUCUGUGGAUGACCCCUGGGAGCGCAGAGUUUCUCCGAGCAAAGUGCCUUAUUUCAUAAAUCAUGCGGAACAGUCAACGACCUGGGACCAUCCUAAACUGAUUGACUUGAUGUCAGCAGUCAACGAUGUGAAUAAGAUUCGUUUUUCGGCCUACCGAACGGCUGCCAAGCUUCGAAUUGUCCAGCGGAAACUUUACCUGGAUUUAUUACCACUUAAAGAAGCCGCAGAAAUUUUUGACAAGUGCGGCCUUCGAGCACAAAAUGCCGCAACGUUGGAUUGCUCAGCAGCGGUGGACUGUCUGAUGAUGGUUUACGAGCGCCUGAAUGAGGAAAAUCCUAACCGAAUCAAUUUUGCCUUGGCAAUUGAUGUUUGCUUGAACUGGCUAUUGAAUUGUCAUGACCCGAAGCGCACUGGACAAAUACCGGUGCUGGCAUUCAAGCUUUCCUUAAUCAUCUUGUGCCAAGGAGAAUUAAUUGAUAAAUACAAAUAUCUCUUCCGGUUGAUUGCUGAUGAAAAUCAGAAUGCCGACAGGCAGCAUAUCUCGCAGUUGUUGCGUCAUUUUCUGGAUAUACCCCUCUAUCUGGCCGAAGUGGCCGCCUUCGGCGGGAGCAAUGUAGAGCCGAGUGUUCAAAGUUGUUUUGAAUUCUCAACCAACGGAAUCGAUAUUCAAGCCAAGCAGUUCCUCUCCUGGUUGGCCCGUGAGCCGCAGUCGCUGGUGUGGCUGAGUGUUCUCCAUCGCUUAAUUGCGGCGGAAGGCGCACGACAUCCGGCCAAGUGCAAUAUUUGUCGUCAGUUUCCCAUCGUCGGUUUGCGGUAUCGGUGUCUGAAGUGUUUCAACUUUGACUUAUGCCAGAAUUGCUUCUUUACCGGACAGAAGAGCAAGCAUCACAAAAUUAGCCAUCCGAUGCAAGAAUACUGUUUUCCGGCCUCUUCGAGCGAAGACAUGCGGGAUUUCCGUCGCGUGCUGAAGAAUAAGCUGCGUUCAAAGGAUGCGUCGACUGGGAUGGACACCAAACAACUGGGCUAUCUACCAGUACAACCAGUAACAUCGGGAAAAGCACCGGCAGACACUACCACGGCGACUUCUACUCUGAACUCACAUAAUACGAAAGGUUCGGUUAGCUCCGGGGACGGCGUUUCGGCAUUCACUCAAAGCCGUGUAAUUGAAAUGGACGAGGCUCGAUAUACUUCCACACCGGAAAUUGACGACGAGCAUGAUUUGAUUGCCCGUUAUAGCAGUAUCCUGAAUGGAACCCCUUCGGCGCAGACGACCGGCCAGGUUCUCCAAACUGUUGAGCGGGAAGAAAAGCAGGAGAUGGAGGAAUACUUGCGACAACUGCAAAUGGAUCAUGACAAACUAAUUCAAGAGUUGGAGCAUACUCGGUAUUUGCACGAAAGCAUGCCUAAUGAUGACUUAGUGGCGGAAGCCAGUAUACUGCGAGAAGAUAAAAGCCGUUUGGAAGCGCGAAUGAAAAUCCUUGAAGAUCAUAAUCGACAAUUAGACGCACAAUUGAAGCGUAUCAAGAAUCUAGUGGAUGAGACACACGAACGCAAUGCGGCUACCUUACCUGCUAAUGGAAGCGUUGGGCGUCGUUAUGAUUCACCACAUGAUGAUCUGGCCCUUUCUCAUCGAAUUUCUAGUAGAAGCCCAUCGUCGGCACAUAAUUCGCCGGCUUUCUCGAGGGUGACAGCGACACAAAAUAGCUAUUCAGUGGGGCAGCUUUUCCAUGCCGCUGGAAGUUUGAAUGUGGCUGUGGGAACUUUAGUGACUGUGAUGAACGAAGAAGAAAGGCGGCUUGAUUCCCAAAAUUCUAACGUUAAUCCCAGUUAGGCAUCUGCCUGACAGUCAGGAUAUGCAACAGAUGGGAAAUUCGUCUGUUUUGAUAGUGGCCUUAAUAUUGGUGGUCUUUUGACCAAAUGUUUGAUGUUUUAAUGCAUAUUCCGUUUGGAAGCCUCUGUCUUUUUUUGGUUUUUAGUUUUUAACGUGUUGUCUUGUGUGACGUAGCGUUUUCUCACCUUUGCACAUAGUUCCUUUUUACAGCGGUUUAUGAAUAUUUAUUUGCAUGCUUUUGAAAGCGUUAUUUUGCUUGUUUUGAGUGCGAGGUAAAUCCUAUAAAAAAAACUUGAAAGGGUGAAAAA
Paramacrobiotus metropolitanus is the source of this 9030-nucleotide messenger RNA. RefSeq names its product dystrophin-like. Gene Ontology annotation, biological process: synaptic signaling. The record is from RefSeq and is a predicted model, not a curated record. Gene Ontology annotation, molecular function: protein binding; zinc ion binding. The coding region runs from base 599 to 8722 and encodes 2707 amino acids. Lineage: Eukaryota; Metazoa; Tardigrada; Eutardigrada; Parachela; Macrobiotidae. The transcript is spliced from 53 exons. Gene Ontology annotation, cellular component: plasma membrane.